AGUCAUUAUGACUCACUGAAGAGUAGUUUUUUUUGUCUAACAAAAACUUGUUUAAUUAGUCAAAAUGGGGAUCUCUGCUGUGCUUACUUGUUUAGAGGCUGAUAUUCCACUUGAAAAUAUGCCACUAGUCUUUUUGGGAAUGUGCCUUCUUUUGCUGUUCUUUAUAAAUAUGAAAUGGCAUUUUUUAUAUAUCUGUGAAAUCCAUUCAAAUAAGGAAGAUGAAUAUUAAAUAAACAUUCAUUUUUCAAAAAAAGCAGAGACUGAUGCUGUUCUAUCUUUCAGGAGCAUUUACUUGUAAGCAUUCAUUAGUCAAACUUCCAAGAUGAAACUCUGGUUAGUUGUAGAGUGUUUACAAUAUUUUUCAGUAACAGGAAUUGUCAACUAGCUAGUUUGACCAGUUUCUUAUAGUGUCACUUCCCUUCAGGUCUCAAUUAAUUUCUUAGCCAGCUUUACUGGUGUAUUUUGCUUUUGGAUUGAUUAUUGUUUCAGAGGGGCAAAAGGAGUUUUGCGGCAAUUUAAAGACUAAUUUCUUAUUUUUAUAUUUAUACCCCGCCCUACCCCCAGAAGGCUCCGGGCGGUUUGGUGGCAUUAAGACUAAAAUAAUACAUAAAAAUACAUCUAUAUUCCGGUCUACCCCAGCCAAAGGCGGGGCUGAGGGAGGCUUAUGCUUAGUCAACAUAGAAACCAUAGCCCACUUUACCUCCAAAAGAAAUGGAGCUGUGUCUCCAAAGCUAACAUGACUAACCUUAUUGCAAGGGUUCGCAUGGCUGCUGUGGUACGUGCCUUUAUCCUUCCUGGCAUCUGCCAAGUGUCUUCCAGUUUUAAUGUAUCUAACAUCAGUAUAUCAAAUUUUGUUCAGUUCUCAAAGAUCAUUUGUAUUCCUGUCAAAAUGUGACUGGUAUUGUUCUCUUACUGAAUACAGUGACCAGUUGUCACUGUGCAAAUAAUGGUGGUGGAAAGUGCUAUCAAGUCACAACUGAAAUGGCAAUCCUGUCGGGUUUUCAGGGAAAGGCACCUUUGGAGGUGGGCUGCCGUUGCCUGCCUCUGUGUGGAAUGAGAGAGUUUUGAGAACCGUGAUUGCCCCAGCAGGCUUCAUGUGGAGGACUGGGGAAUUAGUCCUGGUUCUCCAGGUAAGAGACUGAUGCUCUUACCCUGUACCCACACUAGUUCUAAUGCUGCAGGUUAAAAGUGAGACAAAAGCUCAUGUAAAGGGAAAGCCAGGAGACAUGUUUUUCCUUUUCAUAUAAGCACGUUAGAUAUCAAGUGAGAGUUUCUUAGCUGGCUCAAGAUGUGCAUAUACAGUAUUUUUGAACAGCGUGUUAAUUUUAAAAGGAAUUAUGUUGAACAGGACUUCUGCCUGUAAUGUUGAAGGCCUAUUAUAAUUCCUUGCCAUUUUGUGGUUGGCUGUGCCCACUGUGCCAGAAUUUCAAGUAUGUCCACAGGCCAAAACCCUGGGAGACCCUUGCCCUUGUGGGAACAAUUUUGUAAGGUAGACAUUGGAGCAUUGGCUAAACUUUGGGCUGAUGUUCUUAUUGUCAAGAGAGUUAAAAUGGUGAAAUUGUUGUAAUAGUUGUGGUUUAAUUAGUUAAAGUAUAUCUUGUUUGAAUUUUAUUUUCUGCCCCACCUCUGCCUCUCUGGGAAUCUUUUCUUUUUAGAAAACAGUUCCUGGUGUAAAACAGAAGACAUGACUUAUGCAAGCAACUUAGGAAAUUGAGACUUACCUCUGUAAUUGUACCUGCAGCUACUUUUGUUUGUGCAAGCAUCUAAUAAUAAGCAUGUGUUUCUGCAGCAUCUAAUCCAGUGUCCUGUCUUAUGUAGAUCACCAAUUGCUACCUAUGCGCUGUUUUAGAAAGGUCACUGGUGGGCUGAAUCAGUAUGGGAGAGAUGAUAGCAUGCCUUAUGCUGCUUCCAGAAUGCAAAAUCAAAUCUAUUUGUAAUUUAAAGUAUUAUUGGAGCAAGUUGAUUAUUAAGUAGUAAUGUGGGUUUUCCAGAAAAAACUUGAAUGGGAGAAUUUUCAUACAUCUUAAACAGCGAGUGGUCUUCUGGGCAUUGUGGGUUUUCUGAGUUGUAUGGUUGUGGUCUGGUAGUUUUAGCUCCUGACAUUAUGCUCACAUCUGUGACUGUUACUUUCAGAGAUGUGUCACUGUAAGGUGCAUUUCUCUCCACAGCACACAGCCUAGAAAACUGACAACAGCCAGUUGAUUCUGGCCAUGCAAGCCUUUGAUUCAGAAUGUUAUCUUAUCUAGCAAGUUGUCUUUGAAUUAGAUUUAGUAAACACAUUUUCAAAAGUACUCAUUAAUUUUAUGCCCUAUAACGUUCCUUCAGUAAAUACAUAUACUUGUAAUUGGUGGCGUGGCUUGAAUUGUAUGGCUUGAAUUUUCAAGCAAGCUCAAAGCUUUGAGUAUGAAAAUAAUUUUUAUUGGAAUGGUACUUGUAAGAAUGAAAAUAUAAAGACAUUAUUAUGACAUAACAGCAGAAGCUCUGAGAAUUGUUGGCACACUGGUUUUUGAACAUCCAAAGAACUGAAGCAUGAUAUACUGUGGAUGUGGCUUCCCAUUCAUCUGUUUCAAGAAACUCUCUUACCUGGAGGUAACUGGAGAGCCAGCAUGGUGUCAGACCAGGUUAAGGUGUCAGACCAGGAACUGGGAAACCCAGGUUUGAAUCUGCCAUGGAAUCUGGCUGGGUGACCUUGGGCCAGUCACACACACUCAGCCUUGAACCAGGGACGUGGUGUGGGGGCCAGCAACGGCAAACAGCUUCCCAGUGUCUCUUCCCUAGAAAACCCCCAAGACAGCUGUGACCUGGUGGCAGAAAAAAACAAGCCUGGAGGUCAGUGGGGUAGCAGCACCAGGUACACACACUCUGUAGCAUCGUUUGCAUUACUUGUUAAGUCCCAUAUCAGACUGUGAUGGUGACAUCUCUUCCAGCAGGAUUCAUAUGGGCUGACGAUUAGUUGACUACUAUAAUGGAAAGAUCAUGGAUUCUUUGGACUUUCAUUGAAAAGUGGCUGCUAGCAAUAGCAUCGUGGUCCUGGGGUCUCUGCCGUAUUUCUCUCUUGCCCCUGUUAGUAACGUUUCACUUAUAUGGAGGCAUGAUAUUACCUCUCUUAAUAUUUUUGUCUAUUGCGGGUAUACUGUAUAAGUUCCAAGAUGUGCUGCUUUACUUCCCUGAGCAGCCUUCCUCCUCGCGGCUUUAUGUCCCCAUGCCAACUGGCAUCCCGCAUGAAAGCAUCUUUAUCCGAACCAAAGACGGCGUGCUGCUCAAUCUGAUUCUUCUUCGGUUCACGGGGGACAAUUCCACCUUUUCACCUACUGUUAUUUACUUUCAUGGGAAUGCGGGAAACAUCGGUCACAGAUUGCCAAAUGCUUUGCUGAUGCUGGUGAACCUGAAAAUAAACUUGCUGCUGGUUGACUAUCGCGGCUAUGGGAAAAGCGAAGGGGACGCAAAUGAAGAAGGGAUCUACUUAGAUUCUGAGGCCGUUCUGGACUACAUCAUGACUAGAUCUGACCUUGAUAAGACAAAGAUCUUUCUCUUUGGCCGUUCCUUGGGGGGAGCCGUUGCCAUUCACUUGGCAUCUCAGAAUCCUCACAGGAUUUCUGCCAUCAUGGUGGAGAACACAUUCCUCAGCAUCCCACACAUGGCCAGCACUCUCUUUUCCUUCUUCCCAAUGAGAUACCUUCCUCUUUGGUGCUAUAAGAACAAGUUCCUCUCCUACCGAAAAAUCUCUCAGUGCAGGAUGCCUUCCCUGUUCAUCUCUGGGCUCUCUGAUCAGCUGAUCCCUCCAGUUAUGAUGAAGCAGCUUUAUGAACUUUCCCCUGCCCGGACUAAAAGAUUGGCCAUAUUUCCAGAUGGCACUCAUAAUGACACUUGGCAGUGCCAGGGCUAUUUCACGGCACUUGAACAAUUUAUCAAGGAAGUGAUGAAGAGUCACUCUCCUGAAGAAAUGGCAAAAAUGCCAUCUAAUGUGACGAUCAUAUAACUGCGAUUCCAGUCUGUCAUUCUGGGGGAACCUGCACUGCUUUCUGUACCUGGGUUUGUGCAGAGUGGUGAAGGGGGUCCAUUUUAAAGUGUGCGUUGUGUCUCUAUCUCAAGAGUGAAAUUAAACAUGGAGAGGUCUAAUAGCGUAUGACACAAGUAGUUUUUACAUUCAACCGUAAAUGAAGGAACACAGUCUGCUUUUGGUCAAGCUAGCCUUCUGUUUCUUAGAUCCAGCCGCAUUAAUAAAUGUGUUGUUUAGCUUUAUGUUACAUUGGUUAUAACAGAAGGACAAUGUUCAGUAUGCAAACAAAGCUCAGAGCAAGUUCAGUGUGUGCUUUGGCUCUGUGAAGCAAAACACGUGCUGCAGCUCCUGCUCUUCUGGUUGUGUGUGUAUAGUGAACCCCUGCAUUCUUUGUGCGACACAUGACUGAUACUUUUCAGUCAGGCUUAAUACUGUAAAUAACAUCAGUAUAUAUAUUCUCCAACAUCAUUCCCUCUAAGAGCAAACUUGAUGGCUGUGUGCCUGUCUUGAAGACAGUGAAAUGGGGCAGGCACAUGGCGGCAGAGGAGCCAAUUAAAUGCUGCUUUAUAAAUUAAAAGGGCAUUCCCCCCACCUUUUAUGAUUGAACUCCCCAUUACUUUUGCAAUUUUGAGAGUAGGGGAAGGACAGGGAAUUCUGGAAAAUUAGCCUGUGGAAGUGCCCAUUAAGAAGGGGUGUGUGUAGGAGUUUUAAUUGCACCUUUCCAUCAGCCCUGAAUCUGUUAAACUUUUUGAGGCUCUGACCGCUUUAAAGCUAAAAGACCCCCUGCCUUCUGAUAUGAAAAUUACUCCCUAGAGCAGCUGACUGAAAUGAAAAUCUAACAUAAAUGACAAAAUGUUCCUCAGGGAGUCGAAAGGCGCAUCUGAUCCUAAAAAUUGCAUACACCAAUACUUAUACAUCCAAGGGAAAGAGAACCCCCCAAGUUGGUUCUGUCCUUGAACCAAGUAGACUGCCAAGUAGGAAUCCCAACAAGAUGAGGCAUGCCCAGUUCCAUUUCCUCUGACCCGUCUCCUACUGGCCUCAUCUUGUUGGGAUUCCUUCUUGGCAGUCUGGACUCUGGUUCAAUCACGCUGCAUUGCCUUGUUUCAGAGUACAAUGAGCAGGCAUCUAUUCAUCCAGGUCGUGAGCCACUGGGCUUAUGUGUGUACAGCGGGCAUUUUCCAGUUGAUCAUUUUUUCCCUCCUGCUAACCUCCAGAUUUUGUGCAGGCAGCCAGCUUUUCAAUGUAGAAUAGCUGUACCUGUGUAGCAUUUGAAUGUGGUCAAAUGGGCAGGGGAGGGGAUGGAAAUUGUUUCAGUGUUCUUCCAUCUGAUACCCAUUUGCUUGCCUUCUGCUUGGAGGAGCUCCUGUUUCUCAUGUGCUCUGCUUGUGCCCCUCCACCCACAAUGGAGGUCCUGUCACAGAUCAGCCCUAUUAAAAGAUUUUUGUUGUACAUAAAGGACAAGAGAGGGUUGUUUCAGUUACCUUCAAAUGGGUAUCAAAGCUUUUAAAUCUUGUCUAUUCCAGAUACCUCUGCCUUUGCUAUGCAAACUCUGUGUGUGUGUGGAGCUACUGGAAUAAAUGGUGCACAAGCA
Molecule: messenger RNA, 5591 nt
Organism: Sphaerodactylus townsendi
Lineage: Eukaryota; Metazoa; Chordata; Lepidosauria; Squamata; Sphaerodactylidae
Gene: ABHD13
Product: abhydrolase domain containing 13
Exons: 2
Coding region: 2966-3979 (337 amino acids)
Cellular component (GO): membrane
Molecular function (GO): palmitoyl-(protein) hydrolase activity
Source: RefSeq, a predicted model, not a curated record